AUGUCUCAAGGCCGGUUAUUGGACCUGGUCAAGUCACAAUGUCGUAUCUUCUCGCUCAACUUCAACCCGCAAAGACUCCGAUUGGGAAAUAAGAUCCUCAGACAGCGACUUCGUGGCCCUGCACUUGCAGCAUGGUACCCCAAGCAGGAAGUGUCUUUCCGCGAUCUCCAGAACACAUACAAGCCUCUUGGAUUGACGACUUUCGACGAGGCUGAAGAUGACCGAGAGGAGGCUAUUCAAAUUGCAAAGCUUCGAGGAAAGGGCCGACCGAAGAAGAAGCGGACCGCUGCAGAAUCCCGAUCAGCAAAAAAGAAGAAAUAG
Messenger RNA from Penicillium pulvis, 321 nucleotides. Its product is annotated as mitochondrial 37S ribosomal protein mS33. Gene Ontology annotation, cellular component: mitochondrion. The coding region runs from base 1 to 321 and encodes 106 amino acids. The record is from RefSeq and is a predicted model, not a curated record. The transcript is spliced from 4 exons. Lineage: Eukaryota; Fungi; Ascomycota; Eurotiomycetes; Eurotiales; Aspergillaceae.